Messenger RNA from Musa acuminata AAA Group (dessert banana), 1341 nucleotides. Its product is annotated as nuclear transcription factor Y subunit B-10-like. Bases 601 to 1167 code for a protein of 188 amino acids. Gene Ontology annotation, biological process: regulation of transcription by RNA polymerase II. Gene Ontology annotation, cellular component: CCAAT-binding factor complex; nucleus. The record is from RefSeq and is a predicted model, not a curated record. Lineage: Eukaryota; Viridiplantae; Streptophyta; Magnoliopsida; Zingiberales; Musaceae. The transcript has a single exon. Gene Ontology annotation, molecular function: protein heterodimerization activity; DNA-binding transcription activator activity, RNA polymerase II-specific; RNA polymerase II cis-regulatory region sequence-specific DNA binding.
UCCCUCUCGCGUUCCGCACUCGCUCCCUCUCUCGCUUUCCUCGGCUCCGUUCUCCUCCAGCGACGACGAACCCUAAUCGAUCCACCCAUGCAUCCAUGGGGUUCAUCAGGGUUCUGAUGGCUGCUUAGCUUUCCUCGGACGGCUUCUGCUUUCUCGUGUUCUACUCGAGAAACCUUUCCCUUUUUUCCCGGUUUGUGUUUGUCCGUUCUGGAAUUUCUUGUUUGAAGCCCUCUUGGGAGUGCUGGGCGGUUCGAAUUCUUCAUGAGGGUUCAGAUCUUGUUCUUCUUCCCAUUUCUUCUCGAUUUAUCGCUGUAGAUCCCGAAAGAUAAUCUCUUGCUUUUCAUGGAUUUAGAUCCAUAAUCUUUCCGCUCUCGAACAGCUUGGAAGCCCGUAGUUCUCAUCCACGAAUCCUUCGAAUUCUCCAAGUUUUGUUCGAAUCGUAGAAAUUCCAUGUAAAGCAAGGAUCUUGUUGCGAACAAUCCCGAAUCCUUUGUUCUGGAGUUGUUUGUAGCGUAAGACCGCUUAAGAUCCUUUAUUUCUCCCUUUUUGACUCUCGCUUAGCAAAGCUUGAAUUUUUGGAUCGAGUUACGAUCUUGAUUGAUGGUGGACUCAGAUAACGAGUCCGGUGGACCGAACAACGCGGCGGGGAGCGGCGGCGAGUUCUCGUCGCCUCGGGAGCAAGACCGCUUCCUGCCGAUCGCUAACGUGAGCAGGAUCAUGAAGAAGGCCCUCCCCGCCAACGCCAAGAUCUCCAAGGACGCCAAGGAGACGGUGCAGGAGUGCGUCUCCGAGUUCAUCAGCUUCGUCACCGGGGAGGCCUCCGACAAGUGCCAGCGGGAGAAGCGCAAGACCAUCAACGGCGAUGACCUCCUCUGGGCCAUGACCACCCUCGGCUUCGAGGACUACGUCGAGCCCCUCAAGGUCUACCUGCAGCGGUUCCGGGAGAUGGAAGGCGAGAAGAUGGGGGCCUCAUCGGGCUCGCACAAGGAAGCCGGCGGCGCCGGUGUGGGGAUGUACGGCGGCGGCGGUGGGAUGUACGGUUCCCCGACUUCGGCGACGUCGUAUCACCAUCAGAUGUCGAUGGGGGGAAAGGGCAGCUCAGCCGGCGGCGCCGGUGGGAGCUCUUCGGCUUCUUCGGCAGGCUUUGGAAGGCAAGGCAGGGUAUGAUCCAUUCCUCUCUCUCUCUCUCUCUCUCUCUCUCUCUCUACAACAACUUGUUCCAGUUCUUUGCCUUCAGCAGCCUCUGUGUUAAGUACAGUGUUCCUCUUGAGAGCACAAUUGAAGGGUAAUAGCUGUAUAAUACCUGGAAUUAUGAUUGGAUAUGCAUAGACUUAUACUCGA